Lucilia cuprina (Australian sheep blowfly) is the source of this 1175-nucleotide messenger RNA. Its product is annotated as heparan sulfate 2-O-sulfotransferase pipe-like. Gene Ontology annotation, cellular component: membrane. Lineage: Eukaryota; Metazoa; Arthropoda; Insecta; Diptera; Calliphoridae. Bases 1 to 1152 code for a protein of 383 amino acids. The transcript has 4 exons. The record is from RefSeq and is a predicted model, not a curated record. Gene Ontology annotation, molecular function: sulfotransferase activity.
AUGACUGAAUUCCUUAAUACACUCUCUGAAAUCAAUGACUUCAUACCACAUCGUAAUGCACCAUAUCCAGAGAAAAACUUACUGCAAUCAGCCAAAGAGGAAUUUGAACUUGCUGAAGAGAUAAUGGAACUACCCGAAGCUUCAUCUUAUGUGGAACAUAUAAAUUAUAUAAAUUUUACUAAACUUGAAUUACCACGACCGAUUUAUAUAAAUUUAGUACGUCAUCCCAUUCAAAAGUUAGAGUCGUUAAAUGCUCGAAAUUUAAACAAUACACGUUUGGCUGAACGUGACAUACUCUUCUUUAAUCGCCUCGAAAAAGUGGGCAGCACUUCCAUGAUGGAAUUGUUAAAGAGUCUUUCGUUAGUCAAUAAUUUCCAACCGCAUCGUAAUGCUGCAUAUGAUCGAAGACCCCUACAAGAAACACUCGAAGAGGAAACCGAAUUUGCCGAUGAAUUAAUGUCACUACCCGAUGCCUCUUCAUAUAUGGAACAUACAAAUUGGAUUAAUUUUACUAUGCAUGAUCUACCGCGUCCGAUUUAUAUGAAUUUAAUUCGACAUCCAGUGCAAAAAGUAAUCAGUGCUUAUUAUUUUAUAAGAACACCAACGGUUUAUGCCCGCUACAAGGAUGUUAUACAGAUGACGUCAGAAGAACUUAAUAUGUCCUUUAAUGAAUGUGUUAAACGUCAAAUAAAACCACAUUGUGUAUUCGAUUCUCGUACGAUAUAUAAUCGCGAUUGGAGAAGAUUUUCACUGCAUUUUUGUGGAAAUAAAAAAAUUUGCUCACAAUUUAAUUCACAAACGGCCACACAAAUUGCCAAACGUAACAUAGAACAGGAUUAUGCAGUGGUUGGCACCUGGGAGGAAACCAAUAUUACCUUAACCGUCCUGGAACAUUAUAUACCACGAUUUUUCAAAGAUGCUACGAAAAUAUUUUAUAGUGAUGUUAAUAAAUACCAUAAAAAUGCCACACCCCAUAAAACGGAAUUGGAACCGGAAGUGGAGGCAAAAUUAAAAAUACAAUUUGCUUAUGAAAUCGAAUUGUAUAAUUUCUGCUUGCAGCGUCUUUAUAAACAGUAUAUAGCGAUUAAAAAGGAUGAAAUGAUGAAGAAAUUUGGCGGAUAUAAUAGAUUUCCGUUUAAUAUUUUAACGUAGAUUAUUAUACAAUUUUAUAAAUA